Molecule: messenger RNA, 1833 nt
Organism: Sebastes umbrosus (honeycomb rockfish)
Lineage: Eukaryota; Metazoa; Chordata; Actinopteri; Perciformes; Sebastidae
Product: interactor of constitutive active ROPs 5-like
Exons: 2
Coding region: 147-1709 (520 amino acids)
Source: RefSeq, a predicted model, not a curated record
CUUCACAGGUCCAGUCAAGUGGAUCCGCCACAGAGACUCAGAGCUACAGUCUUUUAGAGAUAACGAGAGACACAGGUAAGUCUCUCAGUCUGCUACGGAGAACUACAUUCGGUCUUCUACGCACAACAAGUCUGCAACAGCGUGCAAUGGACAGAAGACACAAUCCAAGAAACGGGGUAAGGGUAGUUGGCGGUGUUUCGGUCCGACCAGCAUUCCAUCGAAAUUCCCGAAAGGGCAAACGAGCACCUCGUCAAAAUCAGGGUCAACUGGCACUUUGGAAAAAUCACCAUCAGGGGCAACCGGCACCUCAAGAAAAUUGCCCCAAAGUCCAACUGGCACCACAGCAAAAGUGGCCCAAAGUCCAACCGGCACCACAGCAAAAUUGGCCCAAGGUCCAACCGGCACCACAGCAAAAUUGGCCCAAAGUCCAACCGGCACCACAGCAAAAUUGGCCCAAAGUCCAACCGGCACCACAGCAAAAUUGCCCUCAGGAGAACGCUGUAAUCAUUGAGCUCGAUGAGCAGCGUGAUCUCUCUACAAAACUGGAAGAGACCACGAGCCAGCUGCGACUCAAAGAAGGUGAACUCCGAGAACGAGAGAAAUUCUGGGCGGGAGAACUCAAAGCUCUUGAGGACAGGUUCAAACGGGACCUGGCCAACAACGAAGACCAGAACUGGGGACUCCAGAACGAGGUGGACCAGCUGCAGGAUGAGGUCCUCAGAGACAAUGAAAUAGAGGGUCUCAAUACAAAACUGGUAGAGACCACGAGCCAGCUGCGACUCAAAGAAGGUGAACUCCGAGAGAGAGAAAAAUUCUGGGCGGAAGAACUCAAAGCUCUGGAGGACAGGUUCAAACGGGACCUGGCCAACAACAAAGACCAGAACUGGGGACUCCAGAACGAGGUGGACCAGCUGCAGGAUGAGGUCCUCAGAGACAAUGAAAUAGAGGGUCUCAAUACAAAACUGGUAGAGACCACGAGCCAGCUGCGACUCAAAGAAGGUGAACUCCGAGAGAGAGAAAAAUUCUGGGCGGAAGAACUCAAAGCUCUGGAGGACAGGUUCAAACGGGACCUGGCCAACAACGAAGACCAGAACUGGGGACUCCAGAACGAGGUGGACCAGCUGCAGGAUGAGGUCUACCACAGGGACAAUGAGAUCCUGAAUCUCAUUAAAGAAAAGCAGGAUCUCUCUGAAAAACUCAGAGAGACCACUAGCCAGCUGCAGCUCAAAGGAGGUGAACUCCUAGACAGUGAGACAGUCUGGCAGGACAAAUUCAAAGCUUUGAAGGACAGAUCUGCAAAGGACAUGGCCGAAAAAGAACAAGCCUGGGAGACACUGCAGCUGGAACUGCAGAAGAAGGUGGACCAGGUGCAGGAUGAGCUCCACCGCAUAGACGAUGAAAUAGAGGGUCUCUCUCAACAGCUGGAGACCAAAUUAAAAAAGGUGCAAGACGAGAAUAAGGACCUGGCCGAAAAACAACCACGCCGGGAGACGGAAGUCCAACUGAUGCACACAAGAGUGAGACAGAUGGAGGUUGACCUGGCCAAUGAACAACACCGCUGGGAGACCAAAAUCAAACAGUUGGAGAUGGAGAAGGAGGACUUGGAGGAGCUCUGUCUGAAACUGAACAAUAAGAGGGGUUUCUUUUUCCGCAAGAGGGACACCGAGGACAGACAGACAGAGUUACAGAAGCUGAAAAGCAAAAUGUAGAGUCGAAGAUGACAGCACAAUCAGUGAUAUUUCUGUAAGGGGUUUCUCCUGAAUGCUCAGGCAGGCUUCCCUUACAAUCCCAAAAAAUUAUAAAAAAUAAAUAAAUAAAAAAAAUCAAAUAAAA